AUGUACAAUUUUAUAACACAAAAUAAUUUGAUGCUUAUUACCCCCCCUGGACUAAUCACCAGAAUUGACCCGAAGACAGGAAAAGGUAGCACAAUAGAUUAUUUUAUAGGAUCCCCAGAACUAAGAAGUGACCACCUCCCAAUAAUAUUAAAUGACGACAACCAAAUUACUGAAACACACACAAAAGAAAGUACAUGGAAGUUCAAUAAUGAAGGGUGGAAAAAUUUUCAAGUAGAAUUAACCAAUAAAGACAUCAAGGGCAUCAAGUCAAUAACAGAAUUAAUAGAUAUAAUAAAAAACACUGCUAAGAAACAUUUUAGAUUUGAUAACAAAAUCAGUAAAAAUAAUCCAAGUAAACCUUGGUGGAAUGAAAAAUGUAGAGAAGCUAUAAAAAAAAGAAAUAAAGCAUUUAAUAAAUGGAGAAAAAAUCCAAAUGAAAUUAACAGAAUAGAAUACAAAAAGCUACAAAUCAAAGCAAAAAAAUUAUCAAAACGGAAAAAAAGAAUAGUUGGGAAACUUUCUGUGCAUCAUUAGACUUUAACACACCAUCCAGAAAGAUUUGGACUUUCAUAAAAAAAAUAGCAGGCAAAAACAAAAUCAGCAGUUACCCACUAAUUGAUAAAAAUGAGCCAAUCCAGGACAUAGACCAAAAGCUCAAUUUGCUAAAAGAAGAAU
Penaeus monodon (black tiger shrimp) is the source of this 675-nucleotide messenger RNA. RefSeq lists its product as uncharacterized. The coding region runs from base 1 to 534 and encodes 177 amino acids. The transcript has 2 exons. Lineage: Eukaryota; Metazoa; Arthropoda; Malacostraca; Decapoda; Penaeidae. The record is from RefSeq and is a predicted model, not a curated record.